Molecule: messenger RNA, 2359 nt
Organism: Propithecus coquereli (Coquerel's sifaka)
Lineage: Eukaryota; Metazoa; Chordata; Mammalia; Primates; Indriidae
Gene: ADORA2A
Product: adenosine A2a receptor
Exons: 3
Coding region: 262-1503 (413 amino acids)
Biological process (GO): G protein-coupled adenosine receptor signaling pathway; adenylate cyclase-activating G protein-coupled receptor signaling pathway
Cellular component (GO): membrane
Molecular function (GO): G protein-coupled adenosine receptor activity
Source: RefSeq, a predicted model, not a curated record
CGGACGCCGAGACAGCGGGAGCCGGCGCGCGAGACGCGGGCAGGUGCUCAGGAACCCUGAAGCCGGCUGAGCCAUGGUGCUGCCACCGGAGCCCCUGGAGAGGGCUUGGUUUUGGGAGACUCAGAGUCGUCUGUGAAAACACCCCUGGAGAGCCCCCUGGCAGGAAGGGGCUCGGGGUCUGGGCCAGGCGGGCGGGCGGCUGGGCUGCAGCUAUGGACCGUGAGCUGGCCCAGCCCGCGUCCUUGCUGAGCCUGCCGGUCUAUGGCCAUGCCCACCAUGGGCUCCUGGGUGUACAUCACGGUGGAGCUGGCCAUUGCCGCGCUGGCCAUCCUGGGCAACGUGCUGGUGUGCUGGGCCGUGUGGAUCAACAGCAACCUGCAGAACGUCACCAACUACUUCGUGGCGUCGCUGGCGGUGGCCGACAUCGCAGUGGGCAUGCUCGCCAUCCCCUUUGCCAUCACUAUCAGCACUGGUUUCUGCGCUGCCUGCCAUGGCUGCCUGUUCUUCGCCUGCUUUGUCCUGGUCCUCACGCAGAGCUCCAUCUUCAGCCUCCUGGCCAUCGCCAUUGACCGCUACAUCGCCAUCCGCAUCCCACUGCGGUACAAUGGCUUGGUGACUGGCACAAGGGCCAAGGGCAUCAUUGCCAUCUGCUGGGUGCUGUCAUUUGCCAUCGGCCUGACUCCCAUGCUGGGCUGGAACAACUGUGGUCAGCCGGAGGGCAAAAACCACUCGCAGGGCUGUGGGGACGGCCAGGUGGCCUGUCUCUUCGAGGACGUGGUGCCCAUGAACUACAUGGUGUAUUACAACUUCUUUGCUUGUGUACUGGUGCCCCUGCUGCUCAUGCUGGGCGUCUACUUGCGGAUCUUCCUGGCGGCCCGGCGACAGCUGAAGCAGAUGGAGAGCCAGCCGCUGCCUGGGGAGCGGGCUCGGUCCACGCUGCAGAAAGAGGUCCACGCGGCCAAAUCACUGGCCAUCAUCGUGGGGCUCUUCGCCCUCUGCUGGCUGCCCCUGCACAUCAUCAACUGCUUCACCUUCUUCUGCCCGGAGUGCAGCCAUGCCCCUCUCUGGCUCAUGUACCUGGCUAUCGUCCUCUCCCACACCAAUUCUGUCGUGAAUCCCUUCAUCUAUGCCUACCGCAUCCGUGAGUUCCGCCAGACCUUCCGCAAGAUCAUUCGCAGCCACGUCCUAAGGCAGCGAGAACCCUUCAAGGCAGCUGGCACCAGUGCCCGGGCCAUGGCAGCUCAUGGCAGUGACGGAGAGCAGGUCAGCCUCCGCCUCAAUGGCCACCCCCCAGGGGUGUGGGCCAACGGCAGCGCUCCCCAUCCUGAGCGGCGGCCCAAUGGCUACGCCCUGGGGCUGGUCAGUGGAGGGAGCACCCAUGAGUCCCAUGGGGACAUGGGUCUCUCUGACGUGGAGCUCCUUGGCCACGAGCUCAAGGACGUGUGCCCAGAGUCCCCUGGCCUAGAGGACCCCCUGGCCCAGGAUGGAGCAGGAGUGUCCUGAUGGUCCAUGGAGUUUGCCCCUUCUGAAGUAAAGAAAAUCUUUAUCUUCUUGGUUGGCUGGACCAGUUCUGUUGGGAGAAGAGAAUGAGUGUCCCGGGAGACCCUGUGGGCAGCCGGUUCCCACUUUGGACUGAGAGGAGGGAGCCCUGGGCUGGAGCAGCAUGAGGCCCAGCAAGAAGGGCUGGGGGUCCAAGGAAGCAGAUAUUUCGUGCUGUGAGCCUCUGCACCAGGCCAGGGCCACAGCACCAGCAGCGUCUUGGCUGGGCAGGGCCCAGUCCCCUAUUCCAGAGCAUUUAGAAAUGCCACCUUGUCUCCACAGAGCAGCUGUGGCACAGCAGACUGGCUUGGCCCUGCAGCUGGGGAGUGGCUCCCACAGGCCCCCUGCUAUACACACAUCACCCUCCCUAGACUCCUGGGGUCCAGGAGCUUCUGGGCCCAGAUGUGGCAUUUGACAGUUUUUUUUCCAGGAGAAAAUGUAAGUGUGAGGAAAUCCUUUUUAUUUUAUUAUCUUUCCUUCCCUGGCUGCUGGGUCUGUUGCCAGUCCUGCUGCUACCCUGGCACCAGAGUCUCUGCCCAGGGAGUCCUCUCCUGCCGCCAUGUACUUUUCAGCCCCAGGGCCAUCUCUUGGGGUGACAAAGCUGGGAUCAAGGACAGAGAGCUGUAACAGACCAGUGCCAGAACAUGGGCUCAGGCCCCCGGGGAGAGGUCCUGGCUGGCAGGCCAUGGGCGUGUGUAGGGGCAGCUCAGAGCGGCCCAGUUAGAGGCCCUGUCUAACUGCCUUUCCUUCUAAAGGGAAUGUGUUUUUCUGAGAUAAAAUAAAAAUGAGCCACAUUGUGUUUUAAGCUUGGCCAAUGAGA